Messenger RNA from Bombyx mandarina (wild silkworm), 1163 nucleotides. Its product is annotated as alpha-tocopherol transfer protein. Gene Ontology annotation, cellular component: membrane. NCBI's taxonomy places the organism in Eukaryota, Metazoa, Arthropoda, Insecta, Lepidoptera, Bombycidae. The record is from RefSeq and is a predicted model, not a curated record. Gene Ontology annotation, molecular function: phosphatidylinositol bisphosphate binding.
GCUCAAACGCAGAUUCGUAAGGACGUGAAUAUAAGCAACAGGAUGUCUCCGGCAGCGUCGUUUGCUGAACGAUGGGCCCGCGAUAACCUGUCCAGAGAAGCCACAGUAAGCGAGCUCCAAGUAUUACGCCUCUUCCCGAUCACUUGUGACGGAGAUGAAGCAGAAGCAAGCAAGAGAGCCAGGAGAUACUACAAGGCUAGGGGACCGGGCGGAAUGACAGAGCUUUGGCAUAAGCGACGUCCUGAUGACGAGGAUAUUCUGUCUAGCUGUCAGGAUGCAUACAUAAUCCCGUUACGCGCAAGAAGCGUGGGUGGUCGUCGCAUGACGCUGGUCAGGCUACCGGCCCCAACGGCAUUGGACAGACCACUUUCGGCAAAAGCCCUGCUGUCGCGAUGGCUUAUGAUUUUAGACAUCAGGCUCCGAGAAGAUCCGACUCCUGGUGAAGAAGUAGUUUUCAUAGACGUGAGCGACCUUCAACCUUCGCACAUUAAAAAUCAUUUUAGAGGAACGUACUGGAAGGACUUCGUCUGGUGCAUGAAGUCUGCUUACCCGCUUCGGUUCGCAGAAGUUCACGUAAUUAACACGCAACGGCUCAAGACCGUCUCAUUACUGCUGCUGCAUAUCGGACUGUAUCCGUGGAGGCGUAAAGUCGUGACUAUCCACACGAAUACAGAAGAAAUAAAUCAAGCCAUGGGCAUCGAUUAUUUCCCUACAGACGGAUUGCCAUACGAGUACGGCGGGAAAGCUGGCUCUAUAAAAGAUCUGAACGAUCAAUGGACAAAAAAGUUGCUAACCAAUUCGAAAUGGCUGGAAACGGAAGAAAGAAAAUUUUACGAUACCGAAUUGAGGCCGGAACUACGGACGCGCCGCCAACGUAGCGCCAUGAGAACGUUGAGGAGUAACAUCGGCUCAUACGACAUGAUCACCAGAACCCACUCCUGCAGGUCGUUGAACCAGCGCGACGAUUUAGACGAAGGACUUCACGGGGCGUACAGAACGCUAAAAGCAAAAACGGACAGGCCAGGGAAGAGUAAAUCAUGAUUAGCUUGUAAAUUGUAUUAAAUAUUGUUCGCUUUUAUACGAUAAGAUUUAUAAAAUAAAGAUGAUUUGAUUCUAAAAUUGAUUUAGAGGAGUUACUUUGAAAUUGACGUGUACAAUAUAAU